Setaria italica (foxtail millet) is the source of this 907-nucleotide messenger RNA. RefSeq lists its product as uncharacterized. The record is from RefSeq and is a predicted model, not a curated record. The coding region runs from base 169 to 537 and encodes 122 amino acids. The transcript has a single exon. NCBI's taxonomy places the organism in Eukaryota, Viridiplantae, Streptophyta, Magnoliopsida, Poales, Poaceae.
CUUCGUCACCAAUUCGCCGAGUCCUCCCGAGUGCAAAACAGAUCAAAGCAAAAUAUCAACCUAUCAACCAACGACCACUAGCCAUUUACCCAAAGCUCGAGCGUGUAGUUGCAAGUCGAGGCGCGCGCGUAAACAAGCUCGCCGGCCGCGUACACGCAUCGCGCGCGCAUGGGGAACUGCUGCUUCAAGCUGCAGCGCGCGGCGGUGUGGGCGGACGGCGACGAGUGGGAGGAGGAGUUUGCGGCGGAGAGCAAGUCGGCGAAGUCCGCCGCCGCCGAGGCGAUAAAGAUGGACCACCGGGUGGAGGUGAAGAUCAGGGUGACGAAGCGGCAGCUGCAGGAGCUGCUGGAGAAGGCCGGCGGCGCCCGCCGGGGGUGCGACGGCAAGGCCAAGGCGGCGCAGCAGCAGGCGGAGUCCGUGCUGGCGGAGCUGAUGACCUCCGGCAGGGUGUGCUACCAGCAGCAGCACGAGGAGAUGCGGGGGCACUGGAGGCCCGCCCUCUACAGCAUACCGGAGGCCGCCGCCGAGGAGUCAUGACGGCUCGCGAGAUUAUUGGAGCCUGUUAGCCGGCGAGAUCAGGGUGCUCGAUCAGAAUUUUCUGUCCGAUUAGUUCCGUACGUGCAUAUAGUUGCUAUAGGAAGAUGCAGGUUCUAGCGAUUCUUUCUGAGAUAGUGCUGUACAGGCUUUGCAAACCGGAAAUGCUGAUAGGAAGCAGUUACUGGAGCCAUUUUUUACAAUCCGGCAAACCUCAAAUAUUACUGCAUGUUUUACUGGAGCCAUUUUUUCCAUUCAUGGGUGCUCACUAAUUAAAGCUGCAGCUAUAUAGAAAGUAGUGUAAGACUUGUUCUUAACAACCAAGAGUAAGGAUUUGGUGGAGUGGAGCGAUCCUGACACUACUUUUACUUUC